AUGUCUUUUCGCCCAUUUUUUCGCCUUGCCGCACUCUCAAAAGGCCUUGGCCAACCUGCUGUCAGACCACAUGUCCUCUUCCGAGCUGCCUUGAAGCCCUCUUCUUUUGUUAGAAAAUACUCACAGCAGGACACAGCAGCAAAAAUUAACGCCAUGACUUCUUCUCCAUUGGUCAUUGAGCAAGCGAAGAAUGCACCAAAGGGCGGAAAACUCAAAGAACUUGCCAGAAAGUAUGGUGCCGCUGGUGUGCUGGUCUACCUCGGUGUCGGGUGUGUGGACCUCGGUGCUGCCCUGUUGGCUAUUGAGUUCGCUGGACUGGAUAGAGUAAAGCAGGUCGAAGCUGGUGCUGCUGAUAUCUUGAAUAAAACCAAGGUGUAUAUUGGUAUUACAUCCGAGGAAGAACCUAAGAAGGUUGAGGAAGCGAAACAGGCGGAUAGUGAAAAUGAUAAUGAGAGACCUUCUUUUACAUCCGUAUUUUUGCUGGCGUAUACUAUCCACAAAACCCUGUUUUUGCCUCUUCGGUUAACUAUUACUGCAGCAAUCACUCCUGCUGUUGUGCGCAAGCUUCAUGCUCUUGGCUGGGCACGCUAUGCUCCUAGACUUUUGGGUGGAACUGCAGUAAAGAAAGUUUAA
Messenger RNA from Phycomyces blakesleeanus NRRL 1555(-), 633 nucleotides. RefSeq lists its product as hypothetical. The transcript has a single exon. Gene Ontology annotation, cellular component: mitochondrion. The coding region runs from base 1 to 633 and encodes 210 amino acids. NCBI's taxonomy places the organism in Eukaryota, Fungi, Mucoromycota, Mucoromycetes, Mucorales, Phycomycetaceae. The record is from RefSeq and is a predicted model, not a curated record.